Molecule: messenger RNA, 698 nt
Organism: Amoebophrya sp. A120
Lineage: Eukaryota; Dinophyceae; Syndiniales; Amoebophryaceae
Source: the annotation of a GenBank genome assembly
GACAGCUACACCGACGAGACCUUUCCUACGGCUAUUACCUCGGUUACCGGCUGUUGUGUUUUCCCGUGACAAAGCCGGGGGUCAACUUAGUCCACGGGUGGAUACCGUCGCGGAUACCGCAGUGGGUUCAGAACAAACAUGAAGUUGCCUCGACGUGGUCGCACAAACAAGCCGAAGCCUCCGAGAAAGACGCAGCCAGCCAAAUCCCUGCCUCGCUAUUGCGAGGAAAAAUCCAAAUCCCCCCUCCCCGUAUCGAAAAGGUAUGUUUCCGAAAAUUUGUGUUGCUGAUUUGAGGUCACGCAUCGCAUUUGUCUUGCAAGAACACAACGGCAGAAGCUUCCGCCCCAUUAUGGAAGCGAUUUGUCAUGCUGUUGGGCCGAAAGGGGAGCCGUUUGCCAUGCUGAACAACUAGACCCAUACGCCCCGACCUAGCCUGGGGAUCUGGCCGCAGUGCCUCUCUGCAAUACAGACCUGAUGUGUGUACACAGGUCCAGCAUCAGAAAUUCCGUUUUGAUAUGGGGAGGGGGGGUUUUCCUUUCGAUACUCGCAGGCUGCAGUUCUUGAGCACGACAACUUCAUUGCCCUCCACUCCGGGGAGGAAUUCCAACCCAACACGGUUUUCACGGUCUACACGAGUCUGGACGUGAAAGAUUCCCUCGGCCCUGUGUUUGGAAGGAAAGGAUCCGCGAUCCCUUUCG